Messenger RNA from Ostreobium quekettii, 1236 nucleotides. Lineage: Eukaryota; Viridiplantae; Chlorophyta; Ulvophyceae; Bryopsidales; Ostreobiaceae. The record is from the annotation of a GenBank genome assembly.
AUGACGCUGCCAUGGCACUCGGAGGCCGACAUGCCGUGCAGGAGGAGGAUCCUGCAGGAGCUCCUGAACUUCUUCACCCGCUGCCCGCAAGUGUCCCAGACGCCGGAGUGGCGGGACAGGUUCCCGGACUUCCUGCGGCGAUUGGAGCUCACGCUCUACCUGAACGCAGACUGCAGGGAGGAGUACGCGGACAGCAGCACGGUGGUGGACCGCCUGCGGGCGGUGACGCUCCACCUGCAGCGGCAGCGCGUGGAGCAGAUGCAGCGCGCCGGCCGCCUGGGCCCCGGACCGCACCGCGGGCCACGGGCGGCCUCCCGGGCCGUCGUCCGCCCCCCUGGGAGCGUGCACACGGACGUCGCCGCGCUGUCCGGCCGCCUGCGCGGCCUGCGCACGCGGUCCGGGGGGCCCGGGCUGGAUCCCGGGGUGCUGGCGGGCCCGGAGGGCCUGGAACAGCGGAUGCUCGGCGGCAUCGAGGCGUCCAGGGAUGACGCCGCGAGCGAGGGGCGGGAGGGGAGCAUGUCGUCCGGCUCCGGUGCUGUGUACGGGGUCGCGCCCCGCCCCAAGGCCGGCGGGUACGGGCCGCCCUCGAUGCUGGGCCCCGGGGGGGAGACCACGCCCCGGCGGAUGGUCGCCGGGCUGGCGCCCCAUGGCGGCGGCCUGGACUCGCGAGACCUCAGGCGCAGCGUGUCCAUGUCCGAGGCGUACUCUUACGGCUCCGGGAUCGAAGAGUCGGGGGCGCUCGGGUACGGCCACCCCUUUCCGGGGACCGGCAGGCGGACCGGGGACGGAUUGAACUUCGACGACGGCAUGAGUCACUUCGGGCCCGCCGAGCUGCGCUUCGUGCCCGGUGUGGACAUGGCCGGCGAGGCGAUGGACUCCGUCGACUGCGGGGGCCCGGUGCUGAUGGGGCCCGCGGGAAGGGUGAGGAGCCCGGGCUUUGGCGGCCAGCAGGGGCCGGGCGUCGGGUCCCCCAGGGUGGGGGAUGAAUUCUUGCUGGCGGGGGGUCAGGAUGUGCUUGGGCUGGGGGUGGUGUACAGGGGCGCAAACCCGGGGCGCCGGUUUGGCUCCCCUUCGGUGGCAACGCACGAGAUGGAGGGUUCGUUGCCAGGAGAGCAGCGCAGUGUGCCCAUGAAGGCGUCAGGAACAUAUCCCCUCCCUCAACCCGAGGGCAUUGACCAUGAAGCCAACAAGCUGUAUAGGAGCCUCAGCACAUCGAGGGCCAUGAGCCCGAAGUAG